Messenger RNA from Gastrolobium bilobum, 870 nucleotides. Its product is annotated as zinc finger protein CONSTANS-LIKE 2-like. Bases 90 to 647 code for a protein of 185 amino acids. Lineage: Eukaryota; Viridiplantae; Streptophyta; Magnoliopsida; Fabales; Fabaceae. The record is from RefSeq and is a predicted model, not a curated record. The transcript is spliced from 2 exons. Gene Ontology annotation, molecular function: zinc ion binding.
GUUGCAAACUGUGUUGUUAGGUUGUUGCUCCUAUUAUCUAUUUAUGUUAGUGCCCAGAGCGAGACAACAACAGGAUCAGAAACAAGAAAAUGGAGGAGUGCUGUGCGCUGUGUGAGAAUAGGGCCAUGAUGCACUGUGAUUCGGACCAGGCUAACCUAUGCUGGGACUGCGACGAGAAAGUUCACAGUGCAAAUUUCCUAGUAGCCAGACACUCGAGAAUUCUCUUAUGCAGCCUCUGCUAUUCUCACACUCCGUGGAAGGCUUCAGGCCCAAAGCUUACACCCACUGUUUCCUUUUGUCAUCGCUGCGUGGCUGAUCGACGCGCCAGAUUCAGCCACGUGGCAGAUAAUAAUCACCAUCUUUGUGAUUACGUGGAUGAUAAUGGGGAAUAUAGUUCUGAUCAUAUUGAUGAUGAUGAGGAUGAGAAUGAUUAUGAUAGUGAUGAUGAUGAUGUUGAAGAAGGAGAUGACGGAGAGAACCAGGUUGUGCCAAUGUCCUCUGCUUCUGCCUCUUUUUCUGUCGAUUCAAAUAUGCUGGAUGAGACAGUGUGUUCUUCAUCUCAGAUGUUCUUUGCUAGUGAUGAAUCAACAUCUAUGAGCGUCUUAAGGCCAUUGAAGGAGCAUCGAAUUAAUGAGCAAAGUAAUUGACCAUGGUUGAAGAUCGAAUGGUUGGUGAAGAUCCUGUGCUGGUGCACCCAACUUGAUAAGAGAUCUGAACCGUUGAUAAUGAUAUAAUAAUUAUUAGACUAUAUGUUAAGUGCUAACUCCCAUCUAUCUCCGAAAACUAGAUAGUUUAUAGGUCAACUUCAAUUUCGGGGUAGAUUUUAGUUUCUUAUUCAAUUUUGUAGUCAAUUCCGUUGAUAAUAACUUG